CUGUCUCAAAACAAACAAACAAAUAAACAAAAAACACACACACUGUAGAAUCAGCACUUUGUAGGUUCUGGGAAAAGAGAUAAACAGGUAGAAUGGGACCUGAUAGAAUGGAAAUCUGGGCUUUAGAAUCCUUGAUGUAGUAGCCUGCUAGAACAACUCAACUCCACUCUUCAGAAUCCCAGCCACCUUAAAGCUAGGCAUAGGUCUAGGUCAAGACACGUGUUCCAAGCCCGGCAGUGGUGAUGCAUUCCUUUAAUCCCAGCACUGGGGAGGCAGAGGCAGGUAGAUCUCUGUGAGUUCGAGGCCAGCCUGAGCUACAAGAGCUAGAUCCAGGACAGACAAAAGUUGUGCUGAUGGUACCCUCUGUGCAGACCAGACCUGGAAAGGAGCAGGUGCCAGUGUAAGAAUAUCACAAAAGCAAAAGAUGGAGGUUACGCCAGACAUCUUACCAGACUGUGGAAUCCAUACUAAUUCUGGCUUUGCAACCUUCAGCAGCCUCCCUUAAAGAGUGACCUCUCAACAAUCCAGCUGGCCUUUACUGCACCUCAAGAUGCCCUGGCUCACCUUUCUUGCCUACUUUACUGCUAUUCUCAGAACCGGUCCUAUCCCCAGGCUCUUCCACACAUCUGGAGCAUGACAGCCUUGUCACACUGCCUCACAGCUCUCCAUCACAUUCCCAUUCCACUUAGCUAAGGCCUGUCCUACUUACUCGGCUACUGAUCUCCACCUGUGGUCCCUUUCAGCUGCAUCCCAGAGAAAGGGGUUCCCAGGCCUUUACAUUAUCUCUUACACACCCACAAGUGAAGGGUCCAGGGGGAGUUGGUUUUUGUGAACAUUGGUGGUAUGACUAUGCAGGAAUGAGCUCCCCCAAUGGUUUGGAACUGCAGAGCCCCGGACACUCUGGGUGGUGGGGACAACCUGUCCUGAGCAGGCCGCUCACCGGCCAUUUGCUUCUCAGCAGUGCCACUGGCUGGCAUUCAUCAUUCCAGGACAGCAGGGUUUCGGACACCCGCGUACCCCGCGCAGCCCACCCACGCUUCGCCCUGGAGGCCUUCGAGUGCCUGGCCGCGAGCCACGCGGGCCACCUGUGGGAGCAGUUGCGGCAGUUCUGGGCCGACCACUUCUCGCGCCGCUUCUCGCCGCGGAGGCCGCCGCUGCGCCGCACGUCAUCCAUAUCCACCUUCUACCUGCUGGACCAUCGCACGCGCCAGGCCGAGCUGGGGCUGAACUAUGGCGCGCCGCGCACCCGACUGAGCGACGAGACCUUUGUGUUCCUCGACGGCCGCUGGACCACGGAGGGGCAGCAAGCACGCGCGCGGUCGCCGCUGCCCUCGCCCGCCAGCCCAGCCUGGAAGCCCCCGGUGCAGCCGGUCAAGAGCCAGGUGCUCCUGGAGGAGAACAACUACCUGAAGUUGCAGCAAGAACUGCUCAUGGACAUGCUGACCGAGACCACCUCGCGCCUGCACCAGCUGGAGAAGAAGGUGGACGCGGACGUAGACCCCGCGGCCGCGGCGCGCGCCUGGCAGAGAAAGAUACGCAAGCACGAGGGCGCGAGCGUGCUUGUGAUCCAGCCGCGCGCUCUAGGGUCACGGUGA
Alexandromys fortis (reed vole) is the source of this 1595-nucleotide messenger RNA. It is a transcript of the gene Cby3, whose product is annotated as chibby family member 3. Lineage: Eukaryota; Metazoa; Chordata; Mammalia; Rodentia; Cricetidae. The coding region runs from base 858 to 1595 and encodes 245 amino acids. The transcript has a single exon. The record is from RefSeq and is a predicted model, not a curated record.